Messenger RNA from Aspergillus welwitschiae, 1381 nucleotides. RefSeq lists its product as uncharacterized. The record is from RefSeq and is a predicted model, not a curated record. Lineage: Eukaryota; Fungi; Ascomycota; Eurotiomycetes; Eurotiales; Aspergillaceae. The transcript has a single exon. The coding region runs from base 315 to 1223 and encodes 302 amino acids.
CUUGGCAACGGGGGACGGACCUACAAAGUAACACUAAAGUGACUAAAAAGGCACUAGAAGUAGAAUUAACCGCGAUGCUCGACUCAGCUCUCCCCCGGCCGAAGAUCGGCAGAUUCCCCGGAAAUCAUCCAGGAACCAGGUAGAUUGUUGAAGUGAUAAGCAAAUUCCAUUCCCUUGUGUUACUGCCAAAAUUUAGAGAUAGACAAUUCCACUUAAAUACAUCACCUCACCUCACACCACCACCUCCAAUCCACACUCAUUUACUUCAUACCCUCACACACAUUGUCUUCAAUCAAUCAUUCAAGCAAUCAAUCAUGUCAUCUCCACCCACCAUGGACAUGACCUCCCUCCCCAAACCCAUAACACUCUCAACAACAGUCCACGCCUACGACCCUCUCACCCCCAAAUCCACCACCAGCAACAACAACGCACCGCAAACAAUAAUCCUCGCCUACUGGAUGAACGCCCCCCAGCGCGCCCUCACAAAAUACACCACCCAGUACCGCACCCUCUACCCCAGCGCCCGCAUCCUCACUCUCCAAAGCAGCACGGGUGACUUUAUGCGUCUCCCUUCACUCUUCACCUUCACCAGCACUACAAACGACAACAAGAAGACUACUAGUGCUCAACCCGCUCUCGACUACCUCCUCCUCCACCACCCACCCGGCACCCCCAAAGAUAAUGAGAGAAUCCACAUUCACCUCUUCUCCAACGGCGGCGUUCACACAACCACGACCCUCCUCUCAACCUACAAGUCCACCACAGGCCACACCCUCCCCCUCACCUCCCUGCUCAUUGACAGCGCACCGGGGAAGCCCUCAUUGAUCGGUGCGUUCCGCGCCUUCUCGUUCAUUCUUCCCAAGAACGUUAUUCUCAAGUGGGUGGGGAAGGUUCUGCUGGGAUGUAUGUUGCUGUUGAUGUUUGGGAUGAGGUGGGUGGUUGGUAGUGAAGAUGAGGUGAGUAAGGGGAGACGAAUGCUGAAUGAUAGGAGUGUUGUGGGGGAAAGUGUGCGACGGUGUUAUGUUUAUUCCGAGGGGGAUGGGUUAGUGGAUUGGAGGGAUGUGGAGGAGCAUGCUGUGGAGGCGGAGGGGGUAUUUGGUGGUGGUGGUGGUGCGGUGAGGAAGGAGAAGUGGGGGAGGGGUAGUGGGCAUGUUGAGCAUAUGAGGGUGGAUGGGGGGAGGUAUUGGAAGGUUGUUGGGGAGGUUGUGGAGGGGAGAUCCUAAUAGAAGAUGAUGGUUGUUGUGUGGUUAUUACUAUGGAUGAAGGGAAAGGAUGUUUACUACUGCAUAUUUGCAAUAAGAUUUAGAAAUAAGUCGACGAUCGCCGAGCGCUAUGCAUGCAACAACAAGAAAAAGAAAAAGACACAUCCAGAACCGGCUUU